UAAUAUACAUAAUUUAAAAAUAAAUAAAUACAUAUGUACGUUGCAAUAUGCUGUGACUAUUCGGAAAAAGAAAGACAUAUGACUACAAGUCCCACAAGUCAACUUCUGACGUCAUCACGUUUUGCAACCAACCGUUGCUAUAAGGAAAAAACAGCCGCUUCCGUGUUGUUCUGGUGCUAUUCUAGCAAAUAACAGCGUUAGCGGCGACAAAUCUCUUCUGUCAGCCUCUCUGGAGUGAGAUUAACAUGCUUUUGUGAAGUUGACAGGCGGUUUCAGCUUUUUACCCAACGCAAUGUCGCUCAUGCAGGGCUCAAAGAAAAAAGACAAGCGUAUUUUGUCCGGUACCUGCCCGGACCCGAAAUGCCAGGCGAGGCUCUUCUUCCCCGCUUUCGGUUCCGUUAGCAUCGAGUGCACGGAGUGCGGCCAGCGACAUGAGCAGAAGAGCCUGCUGAAUGUGGAGGAGGUGACCGAUCCAGAUGUGGUGCUGCACAAUCUGCUCAGAAACGCCCUUCUCGGCGUCACCGGGGCCCCAAAGAAGGGGACCGAACUAGUGAAGGUGAUGGGGCUCUCCAAUUAUCACUGCAAGCUUCUGUCCCCGGUCCUCACCAGGUACGGGAUGGACAAGCAGACCGGGAAAGCCCAGCUGCUCCGAGAGAUGAACCAGGGGGAGAUGUUUGACUGCUCUCUGCUGGGGGACAGAGCCUUCCUGAUCGAGCCGGACCAUGUCGGCACGAUGGGCUACGGGAAGGACCGGUCCGGCAGCCUCAUCUAUCUACACGACACUCUGGAGGACAUCAAGAAAGCAAACGGCAACAGGGAGUGUCUGAUCCCGGUGCACGUGGAUGGAGACGGCCACUGCCUGGUCCAUGCUGUGUCCAGAGCGCUGGUAGGCAGAGAACUCUUCUGGCACGCGCUGAGAGAGAACCUCAAGCAGAACUUCAAACAGAACCUGGCUCGCUACAAAACCUUAUUUCAGGAUUUUAUUGAUGCUGCAGAAUGGGAGGACAUCAUCAAUGAGUGCGAUCCGCUCUUCACGCCCCCUGAAGGAGUGCCUCUUGGCCUGCGCAACAUCCACAUUUUUGGUUUAGCGAAUGUCCUCCAUCGACCCAUAAUCCUUCUGGACUCUCUGAUCGGGAUGAGGAGCUCUGGAGACUAUUCUGCCAUCUUCCUGCCCGGGUUGGUACCCGAGGAGCAGUGCAGGGGGAAGGACGGGAAGCCCAACAAACCCAUCUGCAUUGCCUGGAGCAGCUCCAGCCGGAACCACUACAUCCCUCUGGUGGGAAUCAAGAACACGGUGCUACCCAAACUGCCUGCUCACCUGCUGCCGAAGGCCUGGGGCGUCCCCCAGGAGCUCAUCAAAAAAUACAUCCGGCUGGAACCUGACGGGAGCUGUGUGAUCGGCGGCGACCGCAGCCUGCAGGACAAAUACCUGAUGAGGCUGGUCAACGCCAUGGAGGAGGUGUUCAUGGAGAAGCACAACAUCCACCCGUCCCUGGUGGCUGAUGUGCACCAGUAUGUCUACAGAAGGACCGGGGUGAUUGGCGUCCAGCCCGAGGAAGUGACGGAAGCAGCCAAGAAGUCAGUGAUGGAGAACCGGCUGCACCGCUGCCUGAUCUGUGGCGCCCUCUCCGAGCUCCACGUCCCCUCUGAGUGGCUCAUUCCUGGCGGAAAGCUCUACAACCUCGCCAAAUCCACUCACGGUCAGCUGCGGCCCGACAAGAACUACAGCUUUCCCCUGAACAACAUAGUCUGUUCCUACGACCCCCAGAGGGACGCCCUGAUCCCAGACUACAAGCUGAGCGGCCUCAACACCUGCAACUGGUGUCACGGCACCUCGGUGCGCCACAUCCGUGGAAACGGAUCCGUGGUUUACCUGGACGGGGACAGGACGAACACCCGCUCACAGGGUGGGAAAUGUGGGUGUGGCUUCAAACAUUACUGGGAAGGGAAGGAGUACGACAACCUGCCUGAAGCGUUCCCCAUCACCUUGGAGUGGGGGGGUCGGGUGGUGCGGGAGACGGUGUAUUGGUUCCAGUAUGAAACCGAGCCGGCGUUGAACAGCAACGUGUACGACGUGGCCAUGAAGCUGGUCACCAAACACUUCCCGGGGGAGUUCGGCAGCGAGAUCCUGGUGCAGAAGGUGGUCAACACCAUCCUGCACCACACCGCCAAGAAAAACCCCGGCGAGUACAACCCGGUGUCUAUUGACGGGGCUCAUGUCCAACGCCUUACUGACACGCCAGAGAGCCAGCAGGCGCCGGACCCUCAGCCGCCCACGAAAAUCAUCCUGACAGGUCAGAAAGCAAAGACCCUCCACAAAGAGGAGCUGACCAUGAGCCGGACGGAGCGCAGCAUCCAGCAGAGCAUCAGCGAGCAGGCCUUCGUCUCUCAGAAACGGCGAACUGACAAGCUGAAGGGUCAGGGCCGGGCGGCUUCGCCCAGCGGGUCACCUGAAACCUCCUCCUCCUCAGCUCCAUCCACCCCCACCAAGUCCUCCUCCUCUCCCUCCUCAUCAAGCAAGGAGAAGAAGAUCCGUGUGACCACCAGUGACGGCAGGCAGGCCAUGCUGACCCUGCAGGCCCACACCACCUUCUCACAGCUGCAGGGGAGCGUCUACAACCAGUUUGGGGUUCCCCCCGCACAGCAGUGCAUCCGCUUCGGCUUCCCACCCAAAGAGCUGCACCCCCCAAAGGACGGGGAGGAAAACGAGCCGGUGGCGCUGCAGCAUGGCGACAGGGUGACGGUGGAGAUCCUGAAGGGCCCCGAGGACAAGGGCCCGUCUGCCUCGGUGACCAGAGCGUCCAGCUCUCAGUCCGGCCUGCACUCGGCGAAGAGCGACGAGUCGGUGACGCCCAGGAUGAGCGGCCGUGAGCUCCAGGACAGCAUCGACCUGGAGAUGUCGUCCCUCUGCCUGCUGGCCGCCCUGAUGGGUGAAGAUGUUUGGUCGUACGCAAAGAAGCUGCCACACCUUUUCCAGCAGGGCGGCGUGUUCUACAACAUUGUCAAAAAAGACAUGGGUCUGAUGGACGGGAAGCACUGCACGCUGCCGCACCUGACGGGGAAGACCUUUGUGUUCAAUGCUGCCGAGGACCGCCUGGAGCUCUGCGUGGACGCUGCGGGACACUUCCCCGUGGGGCCUGACGUGGAGGAGCUGGUGAAGGAUGCGCUGGUGCAGCUGCGCUCUGAGGCGUCCAGCAGAGGCAGCAGAGAGGGAAGCCCCUCCCACGGCUUGCUGCGUUUGGGCAGCGGCGGCGUGGUGCGGAAAAAGGAACAACUGCAAAGCGUCACAGCUUUCCAGGGGAAAGGUCACUCACUGGGGAGCUCUGAAAGCUCCUCCCCUCCAGAACACCGGCCUAUCACUCGGCAGCACAGCAGCGGGGUGGAUCUGAGCGCCAGUGUGUCCCGAGGGCCCCCCGACCUGUCGGAUAUCCCCGAGGACACCACCAGGGAGCUGGUCCGCAUGGCGCCGGGCUUCGUCACCAUGAAGGACAGCCGCGCUGUGGACCCGAGCCUGAUGGAGCAGCAGAGGAAGAAGCUGCAGGAGAUGGUCUCCUCCAUCCAGGCCUCCAUGGAGCGCCACCUCAGAGAGCAGCAGAGCUCUGCCGCCGCUGCAGGGGGCGGAACCCAGGAGCGAACAGGGAGGACUGAGACGGGCAGCGGCCAGGCGAAGCCCACCGCCCAUCAGUCAGCAGGAGGGAUGACGCCCGGAAAAACGGAGGAGAAGACGGAGGAACCGGAGGAGAUGGAGAGUCAGGACGCAGGGCAGAGCCAUCCCUCUGAGCCCAUGGACCACUCCUGAUCGCUCCUGGACUCUCAAAGCCCCCCCACCCCGCCUGAGCGGCGCCUCAGGUGCAACCAUAAAGCUUUGCUCUUUGUCAUGUCGCGUCGUCUUUACUGCAUGACUACAGAGCGUCUGCCCUGCAGGGGAUCGGAGCCGGUAAGACACGCCCUCUGCGCUCUCAUGCCGACUUCACAGCCCGCCGCUGUGCGCCUGCACAUGUGCACUCGGCGGUACACACCCCCAUCGCAGCUGCAGCCAAUCACAGAACCCAAAACCAUCCGUUCUUUUGCCUUCCAAAUCUGUUUGUCUUAUUAGGCUGAACCUGAAAGUCGAGAAGAAAUGUUGGCAGAAUCUUAAAUAGGUUCACCUGCAGAUGUGAACGUGCACGAAUGUGUGCACGUGACUCCGGACGUGAGGUUAGAUAUAUAGUCUUUCAUGGUGAUGAAGGUUUUCUGCUGUGUCCUCUUCUUUAGGCCAAACUGCACCACCUAGAGGCAGCAGGUGGAAACGCAGCAGCUGUUUCUAAUUCAGGAGGUUCCUACAGAAAAACCUGGUCCUUCCUGUGAUCUCAGGCUGUCAGACGAGUAACAGAUUAAAAAAACAACAACAAACAAACAGAAGAUGCUGAUGAAAGGCUUCAUCAACAGCUGGUGCAAUUCAUUUGACCUGAAAAUUAAUGUGAAGUGUCAUUUUUUGGAGGGAAAUUUUCUGUUUUAUUCCUAAAGUCCCUUCAGGCAAAAUUCAAAAUAUCUUCUUUUUAAACCUAGACAUAAUUGUUCCUCACAGUAGUCGGAUGAAUCUGGUCGUUCAUCUAGACAGGAGUUUUUCCAGGUGAAUCCAGAAACUAAGAAAAUCUGAUCCUGUUCGACCAAUCUGACAAUAAAACUGCCUUUCAAACAGAUUUGUUUAACCAGAUUUUAAAGUCCUGGUCCAAAUGGAUGCAACAGCAUUCCCAGAAGUUUGAGCUAAAACCAGGUUUGGAUCGUCUUCCCAUGAUCCUUUUCUCCUUAACGCUGAGCUCAGCUGUAUGCUGGUUUGAUUCUUCUUUACAUCCCAUGUUUCCUUUGAUGGGUCACUCGUCUGCACGUUCAGUUAAAAAAUCCACCAAGAAGUCACCAAAGAUCAGCUGAUCAGCGACAGAGGGUUCACUGCUGACAGAUGAGACAUUCUCCACAAACUUUCUUUUGUUUCUGAGCGCAAAGUGGAACUUUAGUUUGGUUUAUCUGAUGGUCAAGUGCCUGAAACUUUCACUUUUGCCCAAAAUGAAGGAAAACCUUCUAAUUUUAAGAAAUAAAUUUUAGUCUUUUUUGGUUAAAAAAAAAGACAGACAAUAGUAUUUGUCUGAAACUUUGGAGGAGUAGAAACACUUGAAAUUAGGAUAUGUUUGUUUGGAUUUGAGACGUUUUGCAGUUAAAUUUAACAUUCUUCAUAACUACAUUUCCCAUGAGCCACCUGGGAGCAGAAGUUGCCACCAGCAGUGUUUUUUUCUGAAUAUAAAUGCAUUUUAUCUGAGUUUUCCAUAAAAAUGGUUGAAGUUGGAGGAAGCUGACAGGUGUCCAGGUCAGGACAACAGGAGACAAUCGUAAACAAACAAAAUUCAAGGAAGUUCAGAGCUUUAUCUGCUUUCAGAUUGUUUGUUUCAUUGUUAUCUGAGGAGCUCUCCAGAGUAAACAUUACUGUAGUACUGAUCGGACGAGCAGUCAGGUGACCAGUGGCUCCACUCACAGGCGGAUUUUAUUUUGAAAGUGGUUUUCUUUUUUGCAUUUAUAAAAAAUAAAAAAUAUUUAAGAGGUAAAAUGCUCCUCUUAAACCUUAUUUUUUUUUAGAAAACAGGUUUAAAUUUGAAGUGUUUUUUUCAGAAGCAGCUUUUCAGACCCACACACUGUCCUCAAGGGGGCACCAAAUCACCACUUCAUUUUGAGUCAGGCUCUUUUCAUCUGCAGAAGAAGUUGUUCUCAUCUGCUGGGUUCAUACUUUAAAACCUAUGAGGUGCAGGUUGUGCGAACUCAGGUGAAUCCCUGAAGGGUCAGAGGUCACGGGAGCAGCGGGAAGUUUGAUCCUCGCAGGUUUUAGGAAGCUUAGAUGCCGGAUCCUUCCGUUUUUGCAGUUUUUCUCAUUGCUGUUGCGUUUUUUUUCCGUCUGUCUUGCAGAAGUUUCCAGAAGAAAUUCCAGGUGUGGCGUAAACAUGAGCAUGUGCUACCGGGAUAGUGCGUUUUCCCCUUAGCUUUAACGGCUGCAGGCUCUCUGAAACGGCUGUCGAUGAGUUUCCGCUUCGAAAUAACAAAAGAAAGUCAGUUUCCUCUUUUUCCUUUAAACAAAAUAAAGUGGUUUCCAUCCAGCCUUAAAACAUUAAACUGACUGAUUUCUUAAGUUCCUUUAAUGGAACUGGCUGAAACUCUGUGACUCGGUCCAGUUUAUCAAAGAAAUUUGUUUGAGAUCAACAUGCGGAAGAUUUUGCACUUUGCUAGGAGGAGAGGCGGGUCCGUCUACCGGAGACUGAAGGUUCUGGACUCUGCUUUAACACACUUGAAGUUCCUCUGUGUGACUGCUGUACUAAUGAUAUAAAAUGUAAUCCACUUGUAUAAUAGUAUAUAUUGUAGUAUAUUUGGACGUGUACAGAAACAGAUUGUUCAUUUCCUGAAGUUUGACAUCGCUGUUUGCAUGAGAGGACUUUUCUGCCACAAUAAAAUCACUUCCUUCACCUGU
Messenger RNA from Oryzias melastigma (Indian medaka), 6487 nucleotides. It is a transcript of the gene vcpip1, whose product is annotated as valosin containing protein (p97)/p47 complex interacting protein 1. NCBI's taxonomy places the organism in Eukaryota, Metazoa, Chordata, Actinopteri, Beloniformes, Adrianichthyidae. The record is from RefSeq and is a predicted model, not a curated record. Bases 293 to 3799 code for a protein of 1168 amino acids. The transcript has 3 exons. Gene Ontology annotation, molecular function: cysteine-type deubiquitinase activity. Gene Ontology annotation, biological process: endoplasmic reticulum membrane fusion; protein ubiquitination; protein K48-linked deubiquitination.